Messenger RNA from Ictalurus furcatus (blue catfish), 1912 nucleotides. RefSeq names its product tubulin alpha-8 chain-like. NCBI's taxonomy places the organism in Eukaryota, Metazoa, Chordata, Actinopteri, Siluriformes, Ictaluridae. The transcript has 3 exons. Gene Ontology annotation, molecular function: GTP binding; structural constituent of cytoskeleton. Gene Ontology annotation, cellular component: cytoplasm; microtubule. Gene Ontology annotation, biological process: microtubule cytoskeleton organization; mitotic cell cycle. The coding region runs from base 57 to 1364 and encodes 435 amino acids. The record is from RefSeq and is a predicted model, not a curated record.
UCCUGUAUCUACAGAGGGAGUGUAUCUCAGUGCACAUUGGUCAAGCAGGAGUCCAGAUGGGUAAUUCCUGCUGGGAGUUGUAUUGCCUGGAGCAUGGCAUCCAGCCUGAUGGGAUGAUCAGUUCUGGCAACACCUGCUUGGUUGAUUCUUCUUUUGGUACUUUCUUCAGUGACACUGGAGCUGGAAAAUAUGUUCCACGAGCUGUUUUCAUUGACCUGGAGCCAACAGUUGUAGAUGAGAUCAGGAAUGGACAUUAUCGUCAACUUUACCACCCAGAGCAGCUAAUCAGUGGCAAAGAGGAUGCUGCCAACAACUAUGCCCGUGGCCACUACACCAUUGGCAAAGAGAUUGUCGACUCUGUCCUUGAUCGGAUUCGAAAAAUGGCUGACCAGUGUACGGGUCUGCAGGGAUUCCUGAUCUUCCACAGCUUUGGAGGUGGGACAGGUUCUGGCUUCACCUCUCUGUUGAUGGAACGCCUAUCUGUUGACUAUGGCAAAAAAUCAAAGCUGGAGUUCUCCGUUUACCCUGCUCCCCAGGUUUCCACUGCAGUAGUAGAGCCUUACAACUCUAUCUUGACCACUCACACCACCCUCGAGCACUCUGAUUGCUCAUUCAUGGUGGACAACGAGGCCAUCUUUGACAUUUGCAAGCGUAAUCUGGACAUAGACCGUCCGUCCUACAGCAACCUGAACAGACUAAUUGCGCAGAUAGUUUCUUCCAUCACCGCUUCUUUGCGAUUUGAUGGUGCUCUCAAUGUGGAUCUGACUGAGUUCCAGACCAAUUUGGUUCCGUACCCUCGUAUCCAUUUCCCACUGGUUACCUACUCCCCUAUUAUAUCUGCUGAGAAAGCCUACCAUGAGCAGCUGUCUGUGGCCGAGAUCUCUAAUGCUUGCUUUGAGCCAGCCAACCAGAUGGUGAAAUGUGACCCUCGUCGUGGCAAAUACAUGGCCUGUUGCUUGCUCUAUCGUGGAGACGUGGUACCUAAAGAUGUCAAUGCUGCUAUUGCCAGCAUCAAGACCCGUCGCUCGAUCCAGUUUGUGGACUGGUGUCCCACCGGUUUCAAGGUGGGAAUCAACUACCAGCCUCCCACUGUAGUACCUGGGGGAGAUCUGGCCAAGGUCCAAAGGGCUGUAUGCAUGCUGAGUAACACUACUGCAAUUGCGGAAGCCUGGAGUCGCUUGGAUCACAAGUUUGACCUGAUGUAUGCCAAGAGGGCAUUUGUGCACUGGUAUGUUGGUGAGGGAAUGGAAGAAGGUGAGUUCUCUGAGGCCAGAGAGGACAUGGCUGCCUUGGAAAAGGAUUAUGAGGAGGUUGGAGCAGAUUCUGCUGAAGAUGGUGAGGAAGAUGUAGAGGAGGAGUACUAGAAUUGUUCUUCUGUAAUGGAGGCUUUUUGUACAGUUGAAUGAAUGAAUGAAUAAAUGACAAUUAGCAUGUAGUCCGUGUUCUUGAUUUCAGUAGUUGAUUGAGGAGGUGGCAUGCAUAUUUAAAACUGGUGUGGGACCGUCUAAAAUGAAGUUUCAUCAAUUUCAAGUGUGUACGUCAUGGAUGCUUUGACAUGUUGAAAGAUCAUGUCAUCUUUCUAGCACAUUAACGAACCAUUGUACAAUUGUGAUCAGUAUUUACGAUGAACCCAAAGCUAAGGAUGAGCCAAAAUGAGCAUGAUUUUUGAUAUUAGAAAUGUUUACUUAAAAAGCCAGCCGUGCAACCUACAAACCAUACAUGACAAUCCAACAUAUUGAUCAUGUCCUAAUUUCUGUCAUGUAGGGUUAGCUAUUUAUUUAUUUUGGCUAUAUUCAAAUGAAAAUAUGCAUGUUUACUAAGUACUAUAAGAUUACUUAAGAAGUGCAUGCUAUUGGCAUCUAGGGUUGUGCUAAGGUCCUCAAAUGUAGCAUUUGAUUUCUUAGAACAGCUA